ACCUACUGUGACCGCCUGGUCCAGGACACGCCUUUCCUGAUGGGCUGCGGGCGCCUGAGUGAGCAGCAGGUGGACAGGAUCAUCCUGCAGCUGAACCGCUACUACCCCCAGAUCCUCAGCAACAAGGACGCGGAAAAGACCUGGUCUUAGGGGUGAAGUGACCUGUGAAGUUCCACGUGAGCACGAGGACCCCCCACUUCAACAGUGUUGCUGCCAACCUCCCUGGUGACCUGACCCGGCCUCCACAGGCCUGCUGUGAUGUGCGCUCUCUGCCCCACCCCCAUGUGGGCGUGGCUCUUGGUCACCCCAUCCCUGGGUGCUCAGAGCACCUGGGUGGGACACCCCAUGAGGAAGCUGGGGCCUCCAGCCCACAGCCACCUUUGCCACUCCGCACCUCAUCUUCCCUUAUGCCCCCAGUUUCGGAACCCCAAAGCAUCCCUGCGCGUGCGGCUGUGUGACCUCCUGGGCCACCUGCAGCGGAGCAGUGAAAGGGACUGCCAGGAGUUCUACCGGGCCCUAUACAUCCAUGCCCAGCUGCUGCACAGCCACCUGCCCAGCCGGCUUGCCCCCCAGAACUCAGAUUGCACAGAGCUAGCCUCGGGCACCGGCCGCGCACACAGUGACAGGGGACCGGUGGCCUUCCUGGCCUACCUCGGCCUAGCCAUAGGGCUGGCGCUCCUGGCCUAUGGCCGCCCUCGCGACCCCAGGGUGCUGCCAGGGGCCAGGCGCGUCCUGGGCUUCUCCCCCAUCAUCCUUGACAGGCACGUCAGCCGCUUCCUGCUGGCCUUCCUCACAGAUGCCCCACUGAGGCUCUGACACCCCAGCCCUGCCCUGGGGUGAACAGCAUCUUCUCUAUGAACUUGCUUCCUGUAUUUAUAAUCCUGUUAAGUGCUCACCCUUGCCUUACAAAGUAGCUCAGCGGAAUUAAAUGUGGAGGCUUCUCUCAUCUCUUCACUCAGUUUUCUAGAUGA
Manis javanica (Malayan pangolin) is the source of this 971-nucleotide messenger RNA. It is a transcript of the gene CARD19, whose product is annotated as caspase recruitment domain family member 19. The record is from RefSeq and is a predicted model, not a curated record. Gene Ontology annotation, cellular component: mitochondrion. Lineage: Eukaryota; Metazoa; Chordata; Mammalia; Pholidota; Manidae.